AUGAGCCCGACUCUCAACAAUAUUGUGUCUUCCCUGCAGAGAAGUGGAACAUUUAUCAAUUCUUUAAUUGCUGCUUCGACUAUUGGUGGGCAACAGCUGUUCUCUUCUUUCACAUUCAAAUGUCCUUGCCAGGUUGGGAAAAAUUUCUACUAUGGUUCUGCUUUUCUACUCAUUCCAGCCUUGCUCCUUCUGGUUGCUGGCUAUGCCCUGAGAAGCCAGAUGUGGACAAUGAGCCGUGAAUACUGCUGCAGCUGUGCUCCUCCACGCCGGAGAAUCAGCCUCUUGGAGCGCAAGCUGGCUUGUCUUAGGUUCUUCAGCAUCACUGGGAGGGCACUUGUUGCUCCGUUAACAUGGCUGGCGGCAACCCUGCUGACAGGCACCUACUAUGAAUGUGCAGCAAGUGAAUUCGCAUCUGUGGACCAUUACGCAGUAUUUGACAAUGUCAGUGCCAGCAGACGGGAACAGAUCCUCGCUGGGUUUCCAUGUUGCAAAUCAACUCCAUCUGACAUGAUCCAAGUGAGAGAUGAAGUAGCUCUUCUGCACAGAUACCAGUCACAAAUGCUGGGCUGGAUUUUGAUCACCUUGGCAACCGUCGCUAUCCUAGUGUCCCGCUGCUUGGCGACGUGCUGCUCCCCCCUCCCCUCUCGGCAGCACUGGUACUGGACCAACCACCUCCGCAACGAGAGGGAGCUCUUUGAGCAAGCUGCAGAACAGCAUUCGCGGCUCCUCAUCACGAAGCGCAUACAGAAACUCUUUGGCUUCAUUCCUGGAAAGGAAGACGUCAAAUGCAUCCGCAUUCCUUCGUGUCAGGACUGGAAAGAGAUUUCAGCACCCAGUCUUCUCUGCAUGGGGGACGAUUUGCAAGGUCACUACAGCUUCCUUAGAGACAGGCUGGAUGAGGAGAGUGAGGAAAGCAAAUCUGAAGGCAUCGAAUUACGACCUUGAUUAUAGCACCUCUCACAGGUCAGGUUGCUUAACAGAUACUUUGAUGGAG
Panthera uncia (snow leopard) is the source of this 994-nucleotide messenger RNA. It is a transcript of the gene CALHM4, whose product is annotated as calcium homeostasis modulator family member 4. NCBI's taxonomy places the organism in Eukaryota, Metazoa, Chordata, Mammalia, Carnivora, Felidae. The coding region runs from base 1 to 945 and encodes 314 amino acids. The record is from RefSeq and is a predicted model, not a curated record. The transcript has 2 exons. Gene Ontology annotation, molecular function: monoatomic cation channel activity.